Molecule: messenger RNA, 1186 nt
Organism: Selaginella moellendorffii
Lineage: Eukaryota; Viridiplantae; Streptophyta; Lycopodiopsida; Selaginellales; Selaginellaceae
Product: mRNA-decapping enzyme subunit 2
Exons: 7
Coding region: 48-1073 (341 amino acids)
Biological process (GO): deadenylation-dependent decapping of nuclear-transcribed mRNA; nuclear-transcribed mRNA catabolic process, nonsense-mediated decay
Cellular component (GO): cytoplasm
Molecular function (GO): RNA binding; 5'-(N(7)-methylguanosine 5'-triphospho)-[mRNA] hydrolase activity; manganese ion binding
Source: RefSeq, a predicted model, not a curated record
ACCCUAGAUUCCUUCGAAUCUUAUGUUGCUUAUUUCGCCCUAAACCCAUGGCAGCGGGAGGAGGAAAUGGGAAGGCGCAGGGCGGGCAUUCCUCGCGUCUCCCUUCGCAGGAGAUGCUCGAUGAUCUUUGCAGCCGGUUCGUGCUCAAUGCGCCCGAGGAGGAACUGGAAUCUUUCGAGCGGAUCCUCUUCUUACUGGAGCAAGCUCACUGGUUCUACGAGGACAACACCAUGGAGCAGAAUGCUUCCUUGAAAUCGCUAACAUUGCGAGAGUUCACUGCUCUCAUGUUCCAAAAAUGUGUCGCGCUUCGUCCAUACAUCGCACACUUCGAUGAUAUCUACAAGAACUUUACAAGCUACAAGACGAGUGUGCCUGUUACUGGUGCGAUCAUCUUGGACGAGUCUUAUGAAAGAUGUCUCAUGGUCAAGGGAUGGAAACCGGGAGCUAGCUGGACUUUUCCCAGAGGCAAGAAGAACAAGGACGAGGAGGAUCACAACUGUGCUAUCAGAGAGGUUUGCGAACUACUUGACGUUUGCUCACUAACUUGUUCUUUUAUCAAGGUCUGGGAGGAAACUGGAUUCGACGUCUCAGAGCUCAUCAGAACUGACGAUCACCUGGAAGUUGUCAUCGGGCAGCAACGGAUGAGACUCUUCAUCGUCGGUGGCGUUCCAGAAGAAACGCUCUUCAUUCCUCAGACAAAGAAAGAGAUUAGUGAGAUAGCUUGGCAUCGGAUAGAGGACUUACCCAAGCACAGUAAUGAAUCGUCACACAACAGGGGACCAACGGGGCUCAAGUACUAUAUGGUGUGGCCAUUUCUCAGGCCCCUUCAGGCAUGGAUUGUCAAGAACAGGCCAUUGAUAACACUGAAGAGCGACAAUGGAAGCAAAGGAGUGACAGUGUGGAAAGCAAAUACGAGCGGGCACACAACAUUCUCGACACCCAUUAUGGUGAGCCACAGCGUCACGGUUGUGGCAGUGAAGGAGACAACGAGCACCAGCUUCGUAGAUCUCCCAGGCAAGAGCUUCCGGAACUUUCGAUUCGACGUGCCGCAUAUUGUGUCUCAUAUAGUCUAGACACAGCUUCUCUAAGCACACACAACUUCUCUAACCAUAUAACUCUCUGUGAAUUAUCAAAUGUUACACUAAGCAAGUCCCUAAUAAGAUUUAUAAGCUGCUGCGUUGCGUUC